Messenger RNA from Zootoca vivipara (common lizard), 2906 nucleotides. NCBI's taxonomy places the organism in Eukaryota, Metazoa, Chordata, Lepidosauria, Squamata, Lacertidae. The record is from RefSeq and is a predicted model, not a curated record.
UUGUUAUUACAAAAUACAUAACUGCAGCCUGGAGUAGGGUGGAGAGACCCCAAUUAUUACCAUUUGAUAGGAUGAUUGUUUCGAACUCCAGAACUGCAGCCUACGCGCUUAUCUCCCGCUUGCUUGCCUUCAGCUUCAGCCCACCGAAGCUCCUUUGUUUGCCCCACGCGCGACGCACGUUCUGGAGCUCAGAGGGGGCGGGGCUCCGGGGGGCGAGGCCACGUGUGGGUGCGCAGGUCACGUGGACGUAUAAAAGCGCCCUCCCCCCCCCCGGCCGUUUCCCUCUCCCCCGCCAGGUUGUUAAAGGCCACUGAGCCAACGCGGGAGAGAUUGCAGGGCUCUGCAGCGAAAUGUCGGGCAUCAUCACAGCCUUCUUUCACCUUCUUGUCCUCUGGAGAACAAUCCGGUCACUCAACAACACACAGGGUCUUCUGGACUGUGUACCAAGAAAAACGGUGGUGUACGACUCUGAGAAUUUUAACGUUUUUUGGGAACGAGGACUGUCCCAUUUUUCUACCCUCUUCCUGAGCGAAGAAACCAACAUUUUGUAUGUGGGAGCCAAAGGCUAUAUCCUUGCUUUGGACUUGAGUGAUAUUUCUAAAGAAAUAACCAGGGAGGCCUGGUUUGCCCCAGAGGACAGGAAGCUUGAGUGCCUUCGACGAGGAAAGAGUAAAGCAGAUUGCCAGAAUUACAUCCUCAUUCUGCAGAAGAUAAAUGCCACCAGCUUAUACGUUUGCGGAACCAAUGCAUUUUAUCCUGCUUGUCGUUACAUGGUCAUGGACAAUAGGAAGCUAAAGCUGCUGUCCAAGGUGGUAGAAAGCCGGGGAAGAUGCCCCUUUGAGCCGAGGACACGAUACGCGUCUCUGGUGGUUGACGGUGCACUUUAUUCCGCCACUUCAAACAACUUCUUGGGUUCAGAGCCAAUUAUACUACGGAGUUUGAGGAAUCCUUUAAGGACGGAAUUUAAAGCGUCAUGGCUUAACGAGCCCACCUUUGUUCACAUGGAUCUCGUGCAGGAGAAUGGGGCAGGCUCCGACUCGGACAGAGUUUAUGUUUUCUUCACAGAAGCGGCGGUUGAGUUUGACUUCUAUGACAAACUUCUGGUCUCGCGGGUAGCCCAGAUCUGCACAGGUGAUCUCGGUGGGAGGCGCACCCUUAAGAAAAAGUGGACCUCGUUUCUAAAGGCCACCCUUGUCUGCUCAGCUCCUGAAUCAAAUUUUCAGUUCAAUGUCCUCCACGCUGUCUUCAUGAUCAAAACAACCAACUGGCGGGAAAGCAUCUUUUAUGGGAUUUUCACCCAGCAGUGGGGGAGAUUGGACAUCUCUGCCAUUUGUGCGUUCAGGAUGGAAGCCGUUCAAGACGUCUUCCAGAAAGGAAACUUCAAAGGCCCCCUUGCCGUUGAGAAUUCACAUGCAAAAUGGGUGGUGCACAGGGGAGAGGUCCCCACGCCUCGACCAGGCGCUUGCCUCAACAUUUCUGCCACGCACCAGGAGGGAUACCGCUCUUCCCUUGACUUGCCGGACAGAGUCCUCCAGUUUGCCAGGGACCACCCCCUGAUGGAUGGCACCGUGAACCCUAUCGGCCGCCAGCCGGUGUUGGUCAAAAGAGGCGUGCGAUACACACACCUUGUGGUAGACCAAACUAGCGGCAUGGAUAAUGCAACGUACGACAUCCUUUUCCUAGGGACAGAUAAGGGCUAUUUGCAUAAAGCUGUCAACCUCCAGGGGGAGAUUUUCAUUGUGGAAGAGUUACAGCUGUUUCCCUCUCCAGAGCCUGUGCAGACACUCAAGCUGGCUUCACAAAAGGGCCUGUUGUAUGCUGGGUCUGCCUCCCAGCUCGUGCAGCUCCCCGUGGCGACCUGCAGCCGGUACAAGUUCUGCCUCGACUGCGUCCUAGCCAGGGAUCCUUACUGUGCCUGGUCACUACCUCUUUGCGCCUGCAUCCCCAUGGCGAACUGGUCUGGGGGUUUGCGGGAUCUGAUUCAGAGUGUCAGGAAUGGUGAUGCCUCCAGGUGCCCUGAAGUGGGUAGGGGAAUGUUUUGUGUAUAUAUAUAUUUAUUUAUUUGUUAUUGUUAUUAUUUUCUGCAGAUAAUAGGGUCUGUAAGCAACUACUCUGCCUGGACUAAGAACACCAAGAGGCUCCCUGUCACCCUGGGUAGCAGCCCACAUCUCAGCUGCAGCUCUCUGUCCAACCUGGCCACGUCUGUCUGGAUGUUCAAUGGGAGCAGCCUGCAGAACAAAGAGCCCAAAUAUCUCUUCCACGCCAGGGGACUGGUCGUGUUUAACAUGACGGCUUCUGACGUCGGGCUCUACGAGUGCCAGUCUGUCGAGACAUCCAACGGAAUAGAAUUCCGCAUCUCCAUGUCCACCUAUUUCCUUUACCUUCAGCAAGAGAGCAGCUUCGCCGUGGCUCCCGAGGGCGAUCCAUCAAAUCGGAAGUGCGCCGUCUCUGCAGCUCCGAAGUCGCAGCCCUUGGUAUCUCUCCAGACAGAAGACCUGGCAAGGCUGGAGCGACCCCAGAGAGUCCAAGGGCUCUCGUUCACAUUGGUGCUUUGGGGGGGAGCCUUUGCCCUGCUUUUCCUUUCCUUGCUCUCCUGGAACCUUUACGAGGGCCACCUCUCUCUCCCCUGGAAAAGUGUGUGGAGCAGGAGGUCAGAAGCGGUGGAUGCCGUUGGGGCAGCAAGUCCUGAGCCAGAGCAAGCAGUCUUGAUUCAGGGAAGCUUGGCCGCCUGUCCCAUCUCCGGCUCGGCCAGCGAAUCAGCCCUGUUGGUAAGCUCACCCCAAGAGGCAUGCAGCGCAAAGGCAAAGCAGACCACCAGCUUCGCCGUGGGCAGGGCAGCCUGCUGUUCUUCAAAGUGCCUGGUCAGCAAAGUCCAGCUCACUGACGAAGAAGGCCUUGCAGCAUGA